AUCUCUUUGUUAUCACUCUAUAAAAUCAUUUUAUUUACACAGCAGUCAGAAGGGUAGCUAAACUUCAAAAGUGUAAAACUUUAAGUUGAUGCAGGAUCAUAAUGUCAUUUCUGUGUGCAGAGUGUGUUAUUUAUAUCAUUCAGAUCCUGUUGGUUACAUCAUGUUUUGUGAACUUUUUAUUUCUCUUGUCUGUCUCAGAAUGGAGGACGAUGGUACCUUACAAAAAGGCCUGUAGUGGAACAGUGUUGGUUCACUGGAGACAGGGACUCAGUGCUGUUUCCAGAGAAAACUUCAAUGAAACUGAGAAGGAAAAGCUUUGCCAGGAUAUGGACUGUGGUGGAUACCAAUCAACAAAUGAAAUCCACCCCCAAACAAUUGAAAUAGAUUCUUUUUGGAACAAAAGCUUCAGCUGUGGUGAAAAUCCAGGAAGCAUUUGGGAAUGUGAAAAUAAAACCACACCCUCAAGGAAGGAGCCCGUCUUUAUUAAAUGCAAAAAGGAGCCCAAUGUCAGCAUUUCACAGGACUGCCAUGGGGAAGUGAGGAUAGAUGGCGUUCCAGUGUGUGCUAGUAACUGGGAUCUAUCCUACGCACACAAAGUUUGCCAAGAAAAGCUUUGUGGCAAUGCUGUCUUCAUUGAAUCCAAAGCUCCAUCAAAGGGUUCAGGUAACAUUUACCAUGUCAGCUGUGAAAAGUACCAUUCCAUCAUUGGCAAGUGCAGGAGGACUAAAGGAAAGUGUGACACAAAUGUGGUGUUCAUUACUUGUAGUGAAAGUGUAAAGUUCCGCACGACUGAAAAACAUGGAGGUGUCCUUUAUGUCAAUUAUCGAGAUAAGUGGGAAAGAGUAUGUCCAUUUAGGGCGGAAGAGAAAGAGUAUGUCCAAAACUUAACGGCAAAGCUCUGUGAAGAAAUUAAUAAUGAGACCCAUAGCGGCUCUACGGAGAUCAAACAGGUAAAUCUUUACAUUUUACGUCUUGAAUCGGUCAACUUAGAAACAACACUGGAGUUCACUGAUGUUACCAUGGACGUCAAGUACGCCAUCAAACAACGUUCCUGUGGAAAAGUUUCUUCAGCUACAAUAUUUUGUGAAGUGUGA
Haplochromis burtoni (Burton's mouthbrooder) is the source of this 1094-nucleotide messenger RNA. RefSeq names its product scavenger receptor cysteine-rich type 1 protein M130-like. Bases 102 to 1094 code for a protein of 330 amino acids. The record is from RefSeq and is a predicted model, not a curated record. The transcript has 5 exons. Gene Ontology annotation, cellular component: membrane. NCBI's taxonomy places the organism in Eukaryota, Metazoa, Chordata, Actinopteri, Cichliformes, Cichlidae.